Symbiodinium sp. CCMP2592 is the source of this 6915-nucleotide messenger RNA. NCBI's taxonomy places the organism in Eukaryota, Dinophyceae, Suessiales, Symbiodiniaceae. The record is from the annotation of a GenBank genome assembly.
AUGGAGUCAUGGGCAGAACACCUCACAGCAGAUCUUUCAUCAGACUUGUGCGUGGAUGUAAUCGAUGAACGAUCUACCAGCCGGGAGCUGCACAUCUGUGUGCGCCCAGCGGAGUCGACAAGGUCCUGCUUGCCAGAUGUAGACCAAGUACCAGGCCCAGAAGAAGGCAUUGCGUGGGAUUGGUUCCAGCGGGCAGCUUUCGCUUGCACUGAGAAGUCGGAGAGCGUUCUCGUUGCUGCCCCGACCUCGGCAGGGAAGACCGCAGUAGCCAGGAAUGUCAUCAAGAAAUGCAUUGCUACUGGAAGUCGAUGCGUGUACACGGCGCCGGUCAAAGCUCUGUCAAACGAGAAGUUCAGAGACUUCGUUGCUGAGUUCGGAGCCGAGAAGGUCGCUCUGCUGACAGGCGAUGCUCAAGCCGGAAACAUGGAGCUCGCUCAGGUGGUCGUCAUGACAACGGAAGUGCUGGUCAGCAUUCUGCACAAUGACCAUGACUCGGACCUCGUGGAUCUGGAUCCGGAUGCCAAUGCACAGCAGAAUCGGGGCAUUGGCGAGCCGCGCCGUGUGCUUAUGCGCCAUUUGUCCUAUGCGAUAUUUGAUGAAGCACACUAUAUCGCAGACGAAGAGCGCGGAACCACGUGGGAGGAAGCCAUCAUCCUCCUCGAACGUCAUAUUCCUUUGCUAUGCCUUUCUGCCACAAUUCCGAACUUUGUUGACCUGGUCGGCUGGAUUGCACAGACUCGACAUUCUCCUUGUCAUGCAAUCUUCACGCGCUGGAGGCCCGUGCCGUUGGUUCAUGGCAUCGUCGCCUGUCCACCUGCCGAAGCCACACAGACGAUUUCGGACAAGAAAGGUAAAUUCAAAAAAAGAUGCUACCAGGAAGCUGUGAUGCACCUGCCAAAGCCGCCGGACAAGCCUGCACGAGACCUUGAUCGCGGGCAGGAUCUUGUGUCGAUCUUGCAUGACACUUGUCUGUCCAGCAAGCAGAUGCCGCUCAUCAUUUUCUCCUUCUCCAGACGAGAGGCUGCUGAGAUGGCACGGAAGUUGGCGCCGUCAGUGCGGCUUCGGCAAACUCUGACAAGGACUGUGCGGGCACAAGUGCGGGAAGUCGUGGAGAAGCAGUUGGCAGAGCAAGAUCGCAGCUUGCGCUCGGUUCGAGAGUGCGAAUUCCUGCUGAGCAGGGGUGUCGGCCUACAUCACGGUGGACUGCUACCGGUCUUGCGCGAACUUACGGAGAAGCUCUUCAAGGAGGGCUUUGUCCGAGUCCUUUGCACGACCGAGACCUUCGCGGUGGGGGUGAACAUGCCGAGCCGAGCUGUGAUCUUCAAUUGGCCCCGAGGCAGCGAGUUCAAGAAGUUCGAUGGAAGCGAACAGCGGCCCAUUCGGUGCGGCGAGUACAUGCAGAUGGCCGGAAGGGCAGGUCGACGCGGCCAAGACACCCAGGGGAAUGCUUGGAGCAUGAUGACGCAGCAGGUAGAACCCAGCUUCGUGCAGCGGCUUGUUGCUGGCAGGGCCGAGCCAGUUGAGAGCAGAUUCACCUUGAGCUUCUGCUUGAUCCUUCGUUGCCUCCGUUCUGGGGGCGGCGUUCUUACACUGUUGCUGAUGCAGAGCUUUAAGCAAUUCGAGACGGGGAAGUCUGAUGAGCUGGUUUUCCAAGAAGAACUCAACAAGAAACUUGCAGUUCUGAGCCGACAGGGUCUUCUUCACGACGGCCUGCGACUGACGCCGUUGGGCAGUGCUUGUGCCAACAUCCAAGUGCCCACACCGCCGCUCAUAAGCUUCAGGAUUUGGCAGAUGCCUCUGGACCUCCGCACCGGGGAGAUGGCCGACCACCUUGUUGCGUUUCUGAGCUGUUUCGUGAACGAUCUUGAGGAAGAGGAGGAGGUUGUGACCGACAGAGACUUCGAUCCUUACUGGACGUGGUGUGAAACAAUGUCCGAGGAGAUUUCACGUGACCUGAACCUAUGCAAGAUUCCACAUCCCGCUCCAAAGCUUGAAGUGCAGCAGCUUCGAAAGCGAGCUGGCUUUGUUGAUCCCGUCUUACGCUGGAUGAAGAAGGAGAACUUCGAGAAGUGCAGUGAUGCAGCUGGGGGGUCUGAGUUUGAUGGGAUUCUGGCGCGGGUCUUGCGAAGAACAUACUUGUUCUUGAAACAGCUGGAAGUGGCUUCAGACCUGCUGCAGACAGAGGAAGAUGAUGAGUUCGCUCAAUUUGCGCAAGCAGUGAGAGAUGCACGGCUUCGGCUGCACCGCGGAGGCUCUUCGCAUCGUUCGCUGCCCUUUCUCGAGUCGAUUUUUCUGCCUAUUGCCUUUGAGCCAGACACACUUGACAGAGACACCUUGAAGAAGUCAAAUGCUCCGUGUCCUUACGAGGCAGGUACCGAAAUUGAGCUGUCGCCGAAUGAGAUCGGCUUUUCUCACUUCUCGAUUUCUUCACAUUUCAAGGAUGGGAAGAGUAUCGCUGCUACUUUGAAUGAGCUCCUGCAAGGGAAACCCAAAACGGACAUCCCAAUCGUGGAGGUGUAUUGGACAGAGGGGCAGUUCUGGACCAUGGCCAACCGACGUUUGGCUGUUUUCCGUCUCUUUCAGCAAAGGCGACCCGCAGAGGGUGCCACCAUCAGAGUUCGGGUCGCAGACGAGCGAGCUGCACAGGCCUGGGGUUUCUGGAAGCGAUGGACAACGGGCCUCUGGAGGGGCCGCAGGGCCCAGAUUCGGUCGACGUCGGAAAUGAUCGGCCGGUGCAGGGAGGAGACUUUCUUCUAUUCCCUGGAAGGCUCCAUCGAGCAGGUACGGGAGCAGACGGGCUUCGAACGUGCCCCGAGACCCGAGACGAUGGUGAAGGCCUUGGAGGAACUUCGUUGCGAACAGGAGGGCGCGGGCGGGGAAAACGAUGACAUGGAGGAGAUGGAGGACAGAGCCAGCGGUGAUUCGGACCAAGACAGCGAGGAACUGGAGAUGGAGGAUAACUGUGUGGUUUUGAGCGGGCCGCACGUUUCCAGAUUCCUGAUCACUAGACAGCUAGACGCCUUGGAAGCGCCGGAGGUGCACUGGAGAUACUCCGUAUCAGAGCCUGUUACCGCUAGGGACUUGCUGAGAUCUCCCCAUGCAAGCGAGCUGACGGUCCAGACGCCCAUUCCGGACACCUUCUGCAGCUUGUACGAGUACCUGCGCAGCUUCGCAUUGCCGAUGCUCGAGGAGCUGCGUGAAGAUCUGAAGAAAUCUCUGGAUCCGUUUGAGCUGGACCUAGACACUGCAGAAGAAGUCCGCCUGGUGCCUUUGGAGGUUGCUCAGGAAACCAUGAAGAGCGAAGGUGUUCCGCGAACGCCUCUCUGGUUUCCCGAGUCGGACUCCGAGGAGGUAAUGCUGAUACUGGCUGGAGAGGAUCGUGCGAAGAGUGCACUCUGCGCAAAGUGCGCUCCUGGCCAAAUGUGCUUGCUGUUUGAGGAUGGUUCCAUCACGAAAGAUAUCGCCCUGCCCGGCACCGGUCCCGAAGACGACUUGACUAGACAGACGUUGCCGUUGAAAGUCCAUCCUGGAGGUUGCUACAGACUGGGCCUUCUCCACACAACUCCGAAGAGUAAGCAUGCUCUGGUCCUCAUCUCGCAAGACAAGCACCUGCCCCCUUGUGAAGCCAAUGAUGUUUUCAAGGUUGAUUACCCUGGAGGCUGUGCAGAAGCGACAGCCGAUGUAGAGCUGAUCAAGAGCCCAAGCUUAGAGGGUGUCUGGCUGAUUGGUGAUAUCACCCACCGAGGGAAGGCCUGGCAGGUGGGCAUUCGCUCAGGACAGCUGGUCAGAGAAGUUGAAGGCUGGGACAGUGAUCCGCUUUCGCAGGAGGCUUUGGAGACGGGGGUGCGAUUGGUGGUUGAGGGCAAGCCGCGGAAGUGGAGACUGGCCGUGCUGUCUUGCAACGCGUUGACAUCCAUCCGCAUUGGAACCGCGCUGGCCAAUCCGUCUGGUCACCACCCGAUAUUUUGGCAGCGUGAAAUCUCUGGUCAGCCCGAUCAUGACGUCAGCACCUUCGGCGGGACAUCGGAAUCCCAGUGCGCUGCGAUGCGAUCUGGCUUGACCAUUGCAGACCUACAGCAAAUGGGAUUGAAUUUCUCCCAAGCCAGUGCAGUGCAGAACUUGGUCGAUUGUGCACAUGGAGUUCGUCUGGUUCAAGGGCCACCAGGCACUGGCAAAACGCACACGUUGGCCGUGCUCCUGGAGCAGUGUGCGAAACUGGCGCUGAGCACCAGGGAGGAGACGGAGGACUCCCAGCCGGCACCCAAGAAGAAGAGGAAGAAUCGGUUCCAGAAGCACAGCCUGCCCGAGCCGGAGCCACCAGAUGUUGACAUGAGGCGGCGCCACGCGAAUCGCUGCCUCGUGUGUGCGCCAACGAACAUCGCAGUGCAAGAGGUCCUGCGACGAUUGCUGGAGCGCAUUGGGCCAGAGCAUUGGUGUCAGGUGGUCUUGGUUGCAACGGAAGAUCGUGCGAACGUAGAAUGGUCUGACGAGCUGCGUGGGGCUGAAGAGCGGGUGGCGGCCGUGCUGCUCGACCACAGAAAGAAGCGGGUGAAACGCAUCGCUCGCUUCUGGCUUGGGGAGGGCUUUGAGAACGCCAAGCCGCAUCUCCGCCAGCCUAGUUGGGCCUACGAAGCAGGCAACUCCUGCUUCGCCCUGCUGCUGUGCCAACCUCUCCAGGCUUAUGCUCGCACGUACCAGGGCAAAGGCAGCAAGGGCGGCAAGGGCGGCAAGGGGAAGGGGAAGCAAGGCCAGGGCACAGUGCAGGUUGCGAGCUUGCUGGACUUCGUGCAUCAGAAGCUCCAGGACAUCUUGCGGAUGGUCCAAGACCAGCAGGAGAAGCUGAAGCGAGAGGUGGCGUUUAAGACCCAGGAGUUCCGUCCUUUCUUCUGCUCCAAGCAGGAGAGGAGGAGACUUGCGGCGGAAGGGCAGGUCUUCGGCAAGCUCGUGGCGCUGCGCGAUCAGCUUGAGUCUUUCCGGCAGAGGCUCGCAGAACUCCUGGAAGCCUGGGAGCCGAAGCCUCCCAGCGAGGACUGGCUGGACCUGGACCUGCCCAAGAUGGCAAGUCCGGCGGGAAAGGGCGUUGGCAAAGGCGAGAGCGGCGAGAGCGGCGGCGACCAGCCCAAGAUGGCACAGGACCGAAAGAAAGCCUACUCCUUUGUGCAGUGGGUCGUGCAGAGUGAGGCUGAUGCCAAAGCCAAGGCUCUGGAAGGCUUGACAGAACUCCUCGGCCUGGAUGCGUCGCCAGUUGCUACGGUAACGGAGGAGGCCUUAGCUGCUGCCGAGAAGCGGCUGAAGCUUCUGCUGCACCCGGACAAGGCAUCCCCAGACAUGAGGCUUGUCGCCACCAGCGCUUUCCAGGAUUGGGGGAAGGCGAUGGAGGCGGUGCGCAAGUCCUUGCGGUGUCCAGUCCCUGCACAAGUCGCCGAUGCUGGCCACUCCAGCCCCACCCAGCCCAGCCAUGGAUUUGUGGUAAACGUGGACGAGCGUCUGCGAGCUUGGCUUUCGGAGGCGACAGUGGAGGCCUUGGAAGCUUGCACGGAAGCUCACAUCGACCUGCUUUCGGCUUGCGCGGCGGUGCGGACCGCAGAGUCUUCCUUUCUCAAAGGAGCGCUCCUCAGGAGAGCGGCGCUUGUCUUCUGCACCCUUACAGUGGCGGGGCGGGCAACGGUGUGUGGACAGCAGAUACCAACGGUUCUCAUCGACGAGGCGUGCCAGGCAUGUGAGGCCGAAACGCUGCUGGCUCUCAGAAGUUGGGUGCAGCGACUUUUCUUGGUGGGCGACCCACGCCAGCUCCCUGCGACGGUGUCGUCACCAUUGUCCAAGCAGGCUCGCUAUGCUCGUUCCAUGUUUGAGCGGCUUGAGCAGACCGGCACGAUGGCAGACCUCCUGGAGGAGCAGUACCGCAUGGAUCCGCCAAUCUUGUGCUGGUCCAACGAAUGCUUUUACGGUGGCAGAAUCCGCACGGCAGACAGCGUCCUGCAAAGGGAGAUCCAUGUGCAUCCGGAAGAAGAUCGUUGGUCUCCUCUUGACCAGCACCGAAGCGGUCCUUUCAGACUGAUGGACACUUCCAGGGAAGGCUGGCCGGAGGAACAGGUGAGGUUCUCGUUUCGCAACAUUGGUGAAGCAGACUUCCUCAUGAAGCACCUCCACACAUUCUUCCGAGAGUGCCGUCCAGACAUUGGGACCACUGUCGGUAUCAUCACACCUUACCGGGCUCAAGUGGAGCUGCUCCAACACCUUCUUGAGAAAGCCCACGAACGCGUGCGUGCCAACACAUCAGUGGCAACAGUGGAUGGCUUCCAAGGAAACGAGCGUGAUCUUAUCAUUAUCUCCACCGUCAGGUCUGGAGGCAGUAUAGGUUUCAACGCCGACGAACGGCGACUGAAUGUGGCCGUCACUAGAGCCAAGCGAAAUGUUUGGAUCAUUGGUGACAUGGAGACCCUGUAUCGUGGACAGUACAAGGGUGCUCCGACAGCAAGUUCUGGAAAGGGCGACGCUAAUUUCUGUCUCUGGUACGGAGUUCGUCUGCAUAAGUCGGAACAUCCCAGUUUUCAUUACGAUACGUGGCUACGGUGGCGGGACCCCUUCCUUGCUACCACUUCUUGGUUCCGCGCGGUUUUGUUCGACUAUGCUCCUGAUGACUCGUGGACAUUUAAAUGGUUGUGUGAGACGUCUGGAUGGCUUGAGUUGACCUUCUAUGGGACGGUGCAUUCGGUCCUGGAACAGUUUAUUCCACGUCUUCUCAUGCUACACGGGGACUUAUUCGUGGUGCAACUGCUAUGUCCAGCUACUGUCGUCGCACUACAUGGUUCACUUAUCCAAUCGGAUAUACACGUACACAACUUACAACGUCUACCUCAACUCAGCUUGGAGGGCAUCCGGGAUGAUUGGGCACUACAUGUGACAUCCUUGUAG